GAGCAACGGAUCUCCCGACAACCUGAAGAAGAUGUGCGGUGCAGAAGGCGGGGUUCCGCUCAUCAUCAACACCAAGCAACUGCUUCGAGAAGCUAGGCAGCUCGUCGCUGACCAUGGAAAAUGGGUAUAUUUUGGUACCGAUCACGCGGCCUGGCUGAGCGCUCACCAAACUCCUAACAACGGCCCUUACCACUGGCCUGACAACACCCCGGUGAUUGGCUGCAUCUUCACUGCAAACGACUUCUUCUCAUUCAUCAGUGAUGUGGGAGCAUCCGUGCUCCGUGACGAUGGAAAAAUUGGCACGUUAUUAGAUCAACCGUUCUUGAUGAAUGACUUGCCAGUACUGUGCGCAAGGACGCCCUGAAUAGUCUCAGAAGUAAAUAUUCAUUGUGAUUGAUUUAGUCUGUUCUCACAUAUGUAUAAACUUGUACCAGCCUUACCUCUUUCUCAGCGUAAGAAAUGAUUCUUCAUUUUUCAUGCGGAAUCUCUUUUUUAUGAUAUCUGGUGAAUUAUUUUACAUUUAACACUGUGAGUAUGGCACUACCCACAAGGGUUGCAGAUGGCAAAAAAACGACCAAGUCCGCGGACAAAAAGGCCUGCAAUCCAAUAUUUACGAGUAAAUUU
Hyalella azteca is the source of this 624-nucleotide messenger RNA. RefSeq lists its product as uncharacterized. The transcript has 2 exons. Lineage: Eukaryota; Metazoa; Arthropoda; Malacostraca; Amphipoda; Hyalellidae. The record is from RefSeq and is a predicted model, not a curated record. The coding region runs from base 32 to 364 and encodes 110 amino acids.